This is a messenger RNA of Vicugna pacos (alpaca), 652 nucleotides long. It is a transcript of the gene RPS12, whose product is annotated as ribosomal protein S12. The record is from RefSeq and is a predicted model, not a curated record. Gene Ontology annotation, molecular function: structural constituent of ribosome. Gene Ontology annotation, biological process: translation. Gene Ontology annotation, cellular component: ribosome. NCBI's taxonomy places the organism in Eukaryota, Metazoa, Chordata, Mammalia, Artiodactyla, Camelidae.
ACAUGCGCCGGGGGGGGAAGGGUCCUGGGACACCCUUAAAUACCGUCUUGCUAGCGUGCUGGUCCUCUUUCCCUGCCGCCGCCGAGUCGCGCGGAGGCGGAGUCUCGGGUGCAUUCAAGAUUCGGCUCCACCCGUAACCCACCGCCAUGGCCGAGGAAGGCAUUGCUGCUGGAGGUGUAAUGGACGUCAAUACUGCUCUACAAGAGGUGCUGAAGACCGCCCUCAUCCAUGAUGGCCUAGCACGUGGAAUUCGCGAAGCUGCCAAAGCCUUAGACAAGCGCCAAGCCCAUCUUUGUGUGCUUGCAUCCAACUGUGAUGAGCCUAUGUAUGUCAAGUUGGUGGAAGCUCUUUGUGCUGAGCACCAAAUCAACCUGAUCAAGGUUGAUGACAACAAGAAGCUAGGGGAAUGGGUAGGCCUCUGUAAAAUUGACAGAGAGGGAAAACCCCGUAAAGUGGUUGGUUGCAGCUGUGUGGUUGUUAAGGACUAUGGCAAAGAGUCUCAGGCCAAGGAUGUCAUCGAGGAAUACUUCAAAUGCAAGAAAUGAUCAAAUAAAAAAACUGGGCUCUUGUUUCUCAUUUCUGUUCUUUGGGGGGAGGGCAGUAACAUAAGGUCCCUGUUAACGAAGGACAAAAGAUAAAAAAUCAUGGACGU